Messenger RNA from Platichthys flesus (European flounder), 1845 nucleotides. It is a transcript of the gene tex261, whose product is annotated as testis expressed 261. The coding region runs from base 123 to 713 and encodes 196 amino acids. The transcript is spliced from 6 exons. Gene Ontology annotation, molecular function: COPII receptor activity. Gene Ontology annotation, cellular component: COPII-coated ER to Golgi transport vesicle; endoplasmic reticulum membrane; Golgi membrane. Gene Ontology annotation, biological process: endoplasmic reticulum to Golgi vesicle-mediated transport. The record is from RefSeq and is a predicted model, not a curated record. Lineage: Eukaryota; Metazoa; Chordata; Actinopteri; Pleuronectiformes; Pleuronectidae.
UGCAUGCUCUCGUCAGCUCGCACUGGAACCACCGAGGGAGGAAGUUAGCGCAGUUAGCAUUCGGCUAGCUGUCCGUGUUUUUUUCUGUUUUAUCUGUGUGCGUUGUCUCCCUGCGCAGAGCGAUGUGGUUUAUUUAUUUGCUCAGCUGGCUGUCGCUGCUGGUGCACAUCUCCUUCGUCACUCUCGCCAUCGCUGCUGGCCUGUACUACCUGGCAGAACUAAUAGAAGAAUACACAGUAGCCACCAGUCGAAUAAUAAAAUACAUGAUUGUGUUCUCUACAGGUGUGCUGGCAGGCCUCUAUAUUAUUGACGGCUUCCCAGUGCUGAUGGUGGGAACGGGUCUUUUCACCAACCUGGUGUACUUCGGGCUCUUGCAGACCUUCCCCUACAUCCUGCUGAGCUCCCCCAACUUCAUCCUCUCCUGCGUGUUGAUAGUGGUGAACCAUUACAUGGCCUUCCAGUACUUUGCACAAGAGUAUUACCCAUUUUCAGAGGUGCUGGCCUACUUCACCAUCUGCCUCUGGGUGAUCCCCUUCGCCUUCUUCGUGUCACUGUCAGCGGGUGAAAAUGUGCUGCCGUCCACCGUACAGCAAGGAGAUGACGUGGUGUCUAAUUACUUCACCAAGGGCAAGAGGGGGAAGAGGUCGGGGAUCCUCAUGGUGUUCUCUUUCCUCAAGGAGGCAGUGCUGCCCAGCCGACAGAAAAUGUACUGAGGAGCUCAGACUCUGGGUGCAGGUUCGGGGGGUCAGGGGUGAGUGUGAGAGUGUGUGUCGGAGAUUAAGGGGGAGGCUGGAAUGACUGAGACAUUUUCUGGACUGGACUAAAACUAAGCAGAGGAAAAAAUGGGGGGUGGGGCGGAGGAGGAAGAGAGGACACAAAGAGGACGGACCAAUGGACACGGGAGAGUUUUCUGCUGGACGAGCUAAGGAGUUUGCACAGGCAGCGUUUGUCUGUCUCUGUCUGGACGACAUCUACCAGAGACCUUUGCCGAUGGGAUCUUGUCUUUAGCGCAUCGCUUUUAUCAUUGUGACUCCAUUUUUAAAUCUUUGGUACAAAGGAAAUAAAUGUGCAGGUUUAAGAUUAACAACCAACAAAGAACCAGUGAUUUCUGACAUCAAACCUAUAAAUCAUUAUCAGUUUUCUUCUUGACACGACAUCCUGCUGCUCAUCAGAGUCGAUACACAAAGUAGUGGUGACAAUAGUUCAGGAGAUGAAGUACAACUGUUAAGAAGGUGGGUAGGAGGUUGGGAAAGUUUCAAGAUGCUUCCUGUCUUAAUACUGACGUCCGUGUUUUGUUGUCUUGGUGGGAAGUCAGAGAAAAAGGAUAAAAGCAGCCAAUCAGCCGCUGAAGCACUUUGGCUUAAAAUGACAUAGAUCAGUGUGUAGUUAACUUGAUAAGGAAUCAGCUUCUGAUCUGUGGAGGUAAAUUUUUGUUAUUACAAAGUAUGACAUGAGUUAAAUGCCCUCUCCUGUCGCACCACUUUGAUGAACGUGAUGUGUUUGGAUAGGAUUCAUUUUCACUUUCAAUUCGGUGAACGACAAGAGAGGAAGUCAUCGACUUGUCACCACGGACACAACGUUUCAGAUUCCCACCUGUUUUUGGACUAUUUUUUAAGAAACCACUGUAACAAACCGACUUUUUUUAUAAACACUCGCUGUCAAAGACGAAUGGAAGAAAAACGUCUGAAGAUCGAACCUGUGCAGUGACGAAGCUGCUCAAACCGGUUUGGGGAAAGUUCGAUUGAAGAGGCUGAAGUUCUUUCUAACUAUUUCUCGAGUGUGAAUAAUUGUCGCCUGUAUAAACACACAACUGUAAAAUAAAAUAAAAAGAUUUUGUUGAAAUAA